This is a messenger RNA of Symbiodinium natans, 1731 nucleotides long. NCBI's taxonomy places the organism in Eukaryota, Dinophyceae, Suessiales, Symbiodiniaceae. The record is from the annotation of a GenBank genome assembly.
AUGGACUUGCCAAGACCUGUCGUCAUGGACUCCGAAGGAGAUGGCCUCAGAGUCGGGCGUUCCCUCCUGGAGCGGCUCGUGCUCGCAGGUAGCAAGCUCACACCGGAAGGCCUGCUUAAUCUUGUCCGGACCCCCUCCGAGUUUGACAGGCCCGUGGCCUCACUGUCGGCAGAGCCGCUGAUGGAGAGCCAUCCUGCAUGCGAGAAGGCAAGCCCUCAGAAAGCGAAGCGUGUCCACUUCCAGGAGCACCUGGACAUCAUCGAGGUGGUUAGCUGGAAGGAUGAGACCCGCCAGAUGCACUACAAUGCCUACGGUCACUACGGUGAGGACAUCCUUGUUGAGUCUGCGAAGCUUCUGCUGCAGACCGCUAAGCGUCUCCUAUCUUCACGUGUCGCAUUGGCAUCUGCUUCCGCAGCUGCGAUGACCGGCAUGGCACCUCGGCUGCUGGAGUCGACUCGAGACCAGGAGUGGUGGCAGCUUGCCAAGGAGCUGAGUUGCAUCAAAUUCUGUGACGUGGCCAUCGUGGGCGGCGGUGUCAUUGGCACCUCCGCGGCGCUGCAUCUGGCAGCACUCGGCGGCAACAGAGAGAUUGUGGUCUUUGAGCCAGACGCGAAGUACACCUUUGCAUCUGCUCCUCGCUCUGCUGGCGGACUGAGGCAGCAGUUUUCGCUGCCUGUCAACGUGGAAUUGUCCCUCUAUGGCGUGGAUUUCCUCAAGCAGGGUCUUCAAAGAAUGUGCGAAGGUGUUGAUGUGGAGACUGAUGUGCAGUUCAAGGAGAAUGGCUAUCUCCUUCUUGCCACUCCAGAUGGCGAAGCCGCUCUUCGCGAGAACAAUGCUGUUCAACAUUCAGCUGGUGCUAGCUGGAUCACUCUGCUCGACCCAUCCGAGCUGAAAGCCAGAUUCCCGUGGUUGUCGACGGACGGGGUCGCCAUCGGGUCCUUCGGUGAACGAAAUGAAGGGUACUUUGAUCCGUGGGCACUUCUUCAGGCCAUGCGCAAAGGAGCAAUGGGCAAGGGAGUGCGAUUUGUGGAAACAGGGGUGACAGCCAUGCGAAUGGCGCCCGACAAGCGCAUCACAGCUGUCCAGUUGGCGGAUGGCACAGAUGUCAGCACCAAAACGGUGGUGAACGCAGCAGGUGCCUGGGGCGGCAAAGUGGUGGACAUGUGCGGUGAAGUUACGCCGCUCCCGGUGGUCCCCCGAAAGCGAUGCAUCUUCCAGUUUCAUGCUGGCAUUGAGGUGGCAAGCGAUGGAAUGCAUCCUCGCCCCCCGGAGAACACGCCGUUGACAAUUGAUGCCAGUGGCGUGUACUUUCGUUCAGAAGGUUCGCGACACCGGUUCCUGUGCGGCGUCAGCCCAAAGCCAGAGGCGGAUAUUGACUGUGAUGCAGACUCUCUGGUGGAUGUGGACCAUGACCUUUUCGAGGACGUGAUCUGGCCUGCCUUGGCAGAGAGGGCUCCCGCCUUUGAGGCAAUAAAGGUAGAAUCUUCCUGGGCUGGCCUCUACGAGUACAACACCUUAGACCAGAAUGGCGUGGUGGGGUGGCAUCCGGAUGUGCCCAACUUGCUGGUUGCAUGUGGCUUCAGCGGUCAUGGACUGCAACAGGCCCCAGGAGUUGGCCGGGCAGUUGCUGAGCUUCUGUCCCUGGGCGGGUAUCAGAGCAUUGACCUGUCGGUGCUGGGCUACGACCGCAUCGUGCGCAACGAGCCGGUUUUCGAGCGUGGCAUCUACUGA